AUGUUCUCCGGAACCUUCUGCUGCCCGUCUGUCUUCAUCUCCUUCCCGCCUUCAACACGUCCUCCUGACAUCAUCCUGCCUUCAACACGUCCUCCUGACACCAUCCCGCCUUCAACACGUCCUCCUGACAUCAUCCCGCCUUCAACACGUCCUCCUGACAUCAUCCCGCCUUCAACACGUCCUCCUGACAUCAUCCCGCCUUCAACACGUCCUCCUGACAUCAUCCUGCCUUCAACACGUCCUCCUGACAUCAUCCUGCCUUCAACACGUCCUCCUGACAUCAUCCUGCCUUCAACACGUCCUCCUGACAUCAUCCCGCCUUCAACACAUCCUCCUGACAUGAUCCCGCCUUCAACACGUCCUCCUGAAAUCAUCCCGCCUUCAACACGUCCUCCUGACAUCAUCCUGCCUUCAACACGUCCUCCUGACAUCAUCCCGCCUUCAACACGUCCUCCUGACAUCAUCCCGCCUUCAACACAUCCUCCUGACACCAUCCCGCCUUCAACACGUCCUCCUGACAUCAUCCCGCCUUCAACACGUCCUCCUGACAUCAUCCCGCCUUCAACACGUCCUCCUGACAUCAUCCCGCCUUCAACACGUCCUCCUGACAUCAUCCCGCCUUCAACACGUCCUCCUGACAUCAUCCCGCCUUCAACACGUCCUCCUGACAUCAUCCCGCCUUCAACACGUCCUCCUGACAUCAUCCCGCCUUCAACACGUCCUCCUGAAAUCAUCCCGCCUUCAACACGUCCUCCUGACAUCAUCCCGCCUUCAACACGUCCUCCUGACAUCAUCCCGCCUUCAACACGUCCUCCUGACAUCAUCCCGCCUUCAACACAUCCUCCUGACACCAUCCCGCCUUCAACACGUCCUCCUGACAUCAUCCCGCCUUCAACACGUCCUCCUGACAUCAUCCCGCCUUCAACACGUCCUCCUGACAUCAUCCCGCCUUCAACACGUCCUCCUGACAUCAUCCCGCCUUCAACACGUCCUCCUGACAUCAUCCCGCCUUCAACACGUCCUCCUGACAUCCAUCUUUCAUCCCAGUCUUUGAGUCCAGUCUUUUCUCCCGCGGCGCCUCUCUUGUCUCCACACUCGCCUUCAUCCUUCUAG
Messenger RNA from Entelurus aequoreus (snake pipefish), 1113 nucleotides. RefSeq lists its product as uncharacterized. Bases 1 to 1113 code for a protein of 370 amino acids. NCBI's taxonomy places the organism in Eukaryota, Metazoa, Chordata, Actinopteri, Syngnathiformes, Syngnathidae. The record is from RefSeq and is a predicted model, not a curated record. The transcript is spliced from 2 exons.